Molecule: messenger RNA, 2285 nt
Organism: Setaria italica (foxtail millet)
Lineage: Eukaryota; Viridiplantae; Streptophyta; Magnoliopsida; Poales; Poaceae
Product: probable fucosyltransferase 8
Exons: 2
Coding region: 188-1975 (595 amino acids)
Biological process (GO): cell wall biogenesis; xyloglucan biosynthetic process
Cellular component (GO): membrane; Golgi apparatus
Molecular function (GO): galactoside 2-alpha-L-fucosyltransferase activity
Source: RefSeq, a predicted model, not a curated record
UUCAUUACAUGUACCAGCGUUAGAUGAUCGGCGCCCUCACGGCCGGAUCGCUGUGACGAACGGGGGCAGGAAGUCCUGCUUCCAACUUGUGCAGGUGUAGCUACGUGUGGCAGCCUCAAUUAAGCUAGCUAGCCUUUGCCGGCAGCUACAGUUCUUCCGAUAGGCCAUGCAGAGGUGAUCACGAUCGAUGGACAUGGAGAUGAGCAGUGGCGGCGUCGCCGGAGCCGUGCCGCCGAAGCUGCAGGAGGAGGAUCCAGCGGCGGCGGCGGCGGUGGCGGAGCCAUGGCCGCCGGCAAGGCGCUGCCGGGUGAUGCUCGUCGCCGGCGUGAUGGCGCUGCUUCUCCUCGCGUUCUUCGUCCUCGGCCAGGAGAGCGCGUCGACGGUCUGGGAGAUCGCGAGUGCCAAGCUCACCGCCAUGAACAAUGGAAGAGGAGGGUUUAUGGACGACGCUUCUCGUCAUGGUCAUGGCGCCGCCGGCAAUGCGACGGAGGGGAAAGCCGACGAGCUCCUCGGCGGGCUGCUGGCGCCCGGGAUGGACAGGCGGUCGUGCCGGAGCCGGUACGAGUCGUGGCGGUACUUCAAGCACUUCCCCUACGCGCCGUCGCGUCACCUCCUCCGCGCGCUGCGCGCCUACGAGGCCCGCCACCGGCGGUGCGCCCCCGGCACGCCGCUCUACGCCGAGGCCGUCGAGAUGCUCCGCUCCGGUCGCAGAGGCAGCGCCGCCGCGGAGUGCCGCUACGUCGUGUGGCUCCCCUUCGACGGCCUCGGAAACCGCAUGCUGUCCAUGGCCAGCGGCUUCCUAUACGCGCUCCUCACCGGCCGCGUCUUCCUCGUCGCGCUGCCGCCGGACUCCGCCGACCUCUUCUGCGAGCCGUUCCCGGGCACGACGUGGCUGCUCCCGCACCAGGACUUCCCCGUCGCCAACCUCUUCGGGCUCGGCGUCAGCCCCGAGGCGUCGUACACGACCCUCCUCAACAACAAGAAGAUCGCCGCCGUCGUGGACGACGACGACGAUACGGCCGCGAGCAACGCGACGGCGGCGCCGGCGUACGUGUACUUGAGCCUGGGGUGGCAGCUGACGGACAGGCUCUUCUUCUGCGGCGAGCACCAGCGCGCCAUCGGGAAGGUGAGCUGGCUGCUGCUGUACAGCGACCUCUACUUCGCGCCGUCGCUGUACGCGGUCACCGUCGAGUUCCGGGACGAGCUCCGGCGGCUGUUCCCGGAGAAGGAGGCCGCGUCCCACCUCCUUCUCCGGUACCUUCUCCACCCGAGCAACCCGGUGUGGGGCCUCGUCACCAGGUACUACCACUCCUACCUCGCGCCGGCGACAAGGAGGAUCGGCGUGCAGAUCAGGAUGUUCGGCUUCGGCUCCAUCCCCGUCGACGACAUGUACAACCAGAUCCUCGCGUGCUCCCGGCAGGAGCGUAUACUUCCGGAAACCGACGAUGGCGACGGCGACGCCGCCGCGGCGGUGGCUGAUACCGACACCGGCGGCAAGACAACGGCGAUCCUGAUCGCGUCGCUGUACGCGGACUACUACGAGCGGCUUCGGGCGAGGUACUACGAGCAUGCGGCGGCGUCCGGCAAGAGCGGCGGCGUGUGGGUGGGCGUGUUCCAGCCGACGCACGAGGAGCGGCAGGCGACGGAGAGCCUGGCGCACAACCAGAGGGCGCUGGCGGAGGUGUACCUGCUGAGCUUCUCGGAGGAGCUGCUCACCUCCGGGAUGUCCACGUUCGGGUACGUGAGCAGCAGCCUCGCCGGCGUGCGGCCGACGAUCCUGCUCACCGCGCACGGACACAAGGUCCCCAAGCCGCCGUGCCGGCGGGCCGCGUCCAUGGAGCCGUGCAACCUGACGCCGCCCCGGGGCGUCGAGUGCCGGGCCAGGCCCGUGGACGGGGACGGGGAGGAGGAUGACCUGGCACGCCACGUCAGGACCUGCGAGGAUGAUGGCGAUGGGGUUAAGUUCUUUGACUAGGUUGUUUGAUCCAUGGACUAAUUUUUAAUCUGGGUCGGAUGUUUGAUACUAAUUAGAAAGACUAAACGUGAGCUAAUUAUAAAACCAAUUGUAUAAGUCGUGACUAAUUCGGAAGAUGAAUCUAUUAAACCUAAUUAAUUCAUUAUUAGCACAUAUUUGUUGUAGUAGCACAACAUGAGCUAAUUAGGAUCAAUAGGUUUGUCUCGCGAAUUAGUCACGACUUAUGCAACUAGUUUUACAAUUAACUCAUAUUUGCAUGUCCUAAAUAGCAUCAAAAUAUUGGACUAAACUUUAGCCGUGGAGCUCCAAA